AUGAUUCUACCGUGGGUCAAACCUUUGAGCUUUACGGCCCUAAGACACUCGACUGCCGAGAUUGCGGAGCUGGUCGACCGGGAAAUCCACAAGAAACGCCGCCACAUCAACCUUCCCAAGCCUGUCCUGAAGCUCAUCGCCCAAGCCCUCAACCGCUACGUUUGGUGGCACACCACCUCCGCCGAUGAGGUUGAGCGUGAAUUCCACGACCAAGUGAUUGACCCAACUGCCAAGACCUUCAAGGAUCUGGGCAUCGAGCCAGUCGACUUGGCCGACCUUACUUUCCACUACCUGCAAAUGUACCGUAGCGCUUCCUACUACGACCUGCCACCUGCCACUGAGCGUGAGCGUCGUGAGGAGAAGAAGUACGUCCACGUUCUGGACAACCAGUAG
Molecule: messenger RNA, 393 nt
Organism: Penicillium chermesinum
Lineage: Eukaryota; Fungi; Ascomycota; Eurotiomycetes; Eurotiales; Aspergillaceae
Exons: 2
Coding region: 1-393 (130 amino acids)
Source: RefSeq, a predicted model, not a curated record